AUGGCUACCAAAAAGCAACUAAUAGAUGAAAUAUGUAUUAAUAACAUUGAUUAUUUAAGUUGAGAUAUGUGAUUCUAUUCUUGAGAAAUCAUAUAAGAAUUAAUAGAGUUUGGAAUUGUUAAUUCAGAAAUAUCCGUUGAACGAAGGAAUCUAAUAAUUUUAAUUGGUUCCAGUGAGUUAAUAUGAAGAUUAGAGUAGAAACCAAUUAAAGUAAUUGACUAUUGAGUAGCUGACAUAUCUAUUGGAAGAUGCCUAACAUACUUUAGAUUAAGUAAUGUAUGAAGAAUUGUAAAUCAAUAAAUUGGGAUUGAGAGUGCCUAAAAAAUAAUUAGUAGUCUAAAAUUAUGAACAAUGGGACUUUUUAUUGUAAUGGCCUAAAUCUAAUAAUUUAGACAGCAUAAUAAUAAAUGUUCAAAGCAUAACAAGUAAUCUGUAUAUUUAAUGAUUAAAUUGUUAGAUAAUAUAUAAGCUUAAUUGUAAAGAUCAAAAGAAAAAUGUGAUUAGGAUGAUCUUGAGAAGAAAUACUAAGAAGCAUUAGAAAGAAUAGAAUAUUUAGAAAUGUAAUUACAAAAUGAAUCAAAUAAAAAUAUCGGAUAAAAAAACAUAAUUUAAGAACAUGUAUUAAAUACAAGAAAUCAAAUGAAUCGAUCCAAAUAACCAAAAAGAGAUAAAAUAGAAUUGAUGGAUGAAUUAGAAAAGAAAUUAUUGGAUUUGGAAGCAGAAAAGGAGAAAAUGUCAUCUUACAGUAUGGAUGCCUUUUCUAAAUUACUUUAAACUAAAUAAUGA
This is a messenger RNA of Paramecium pentaurelia, 786 nucleotides long. NCBI's taxonomy places the organism in Eukaryota, Ciliophora, Oligohymenophorea, Peniculida, Parameciidae. The record is from the annotation of a GenBank genome assembly.